Messenger RNA from Helianthus annuus (common sunflower), 1309 nucleotides. RefSeq names its product UDP-arabinopyranose mutase 1. Gene Ontology annotation, cellular component: Golgi apparatus; cytosol. The transcript is spliced from 3 exons. The coding region runs from base 61 to 1158 and encodes 365 amino acids. NCBI's taxonomy places the organism in Eukaryota, Viridiplantae, Streptophyta, Magnoliopsida, Asterales, Asteraceae. Gene Ontology annotation, molecular function: UDP-arabinopyranose mutase activity. The record is from RefSeq and is a predicted model, not a curated record. Gene Ontology annotation, biological process: UDP-L-arabinose metabolic process; plant-type cell wall biogenesis.
AUCAACUUUCAACGUCUGUCUUAUCUAUCAAUAAUCUCUCAUUCUCUCUUAAUCUUUACUAUGUCUGUGCCGGCAACUGCCGUAACACCACCGUUGGCCGAUGAUUUGGACAUCGUCAUCCCUACGAUCAGAAACCUCGAUUUUCUAGAGCAGUGGAGGCCCUUCUUCCAGCCUUACCAUUUGAUCAUUGUCCAAGAUGGUGAUCCAACCAAAACCAUCAGAGUACCCGAUGGGUUUGACUACGAGCUCUACAACCGCAACGAUAUCAAUCGGAUCUUGGGUCCUAGAUCCAGUUGCAUUUCCUUUAAAGAUUCUGCUUGUCGCUGCUUUGGUUUUCUCGUCUCCAAGAAGAAGUACAUCUUCACCAUUGAUGAUGACUGCUUCGUGGCUAAGGAUCCAUUAGGACAAGAGAUAAAUGCAUUGGCUCAGCACAUUCAUAACCUGCUAACACCCGCAACACCCUACUUCUUCAACACCCUAUACGACCCAUUCAGGGAAGGCGCAGAUUUCGUGAGGGGGUACCCCUUCAGCUUAAGAGAAGGUGUCACCACUGCCAUCUCGCAUGGCCUUUGGCUCAACAUCCCUGACUAUGACGCGCCUACUCAGCUAGUCAAACCCCUUGAACGUAACUCCAGGUAUGUGGAUGCGGUUUUGACCAUCCCAAAAGGAACAUUGUUUCCAAUGUGUGGGAUGAACCUUGGGUUCCAUAGGGAACUGAUUGGACCAGCAAUGUACUUUGGUCUCAUGGGUGAUGGUCAGCCCAUUGGUCGAUACGACGACAUGUGGGCUGGUUGGUGUGCCAAGGUGAUAUGCGACCAUUUGGGACUAGGGGUGAAAACAGGGUUGCCAUACAUUUGGCAUAGCAAAGCUAGCAACCCAUUUGUUAACUUGAAGAAAGAAUACAAGGGUAUCUACUGGCAAGAAGAGAUUAUUCCGUUUUUUCAAUCGGUAGUUCUACCUAAAGACUGCACAACCCCACAGAAAUGCUACGUUGAGCUCUCGAAGCUUGUGAAGGAAAAACUUGGACCUGUUGAUCCUUAUUUUGUGAAGCUUGCCGGUGAGAUGGUUACGUGGAUCGAUGCUUGGAAUGAGCUCAACCCGUCAGCCGAUGUGGCUCCGGUCAAGAAAACAGAUGCUGUUGCACCAAAAAAGAAGUAAACUAAUGCAGUUUUGCCAUACCUAUUUGUGUUUGGGAUAAGUUUGUUAAUUUUCAGUGUUCAUUAUUGUUGGAAUAAGGUUUCUUUAGAAACUGUUUGCUUGACGGCACUUGUUUAUGUUUCGAGGACAAUAAAGAGUUCUAACUUAUUUU